This is a messenger RNA of Zingiber officinale, 461 nucleotides long. RefSeq lists its product as uncharacterized. Lineage: Eukaryota; Viridiplantae; Streptophyta; Magnoliopsida; Zingiberales; Zingiberaceae. The transcript has a single exon. Bases 136 to 345 code for a protein of 69 amino acids. The record is from RefSeq and is a predicted model, not a curated record.
UAAUCCUCUCUCUAUUUAAUAUCAACUUCACCUAUCCCCCGUCUUUAGACUUGUAAUCUUUAUGCUCGUAUAUAAUGAACCCAUGGAAAUUGGGAGGCAACACUAGUUAUUGCAUUUACCUCAGCAGGCUGAUCGAUGGCAGAUUGGGGUCCUGUGGUGAUCGCGGCAGUACUGUUUGUGCUGCUCUCGCCAGGGCUCCUGAUCCAACUGCCGGCGAGGGGGAGAGUGGUAGAGUUCGGCAACAUGCAAACCAGCGGUGUCUCCAUCCUCGUCCAUGCCAUCCUCUACUUUGCUGUCCUCACCAUCUUCCUCAUCGCCAUCGGUGUCCACAUCUACACCGGCUAACUAAUUAUUCAUUUCCUUUUAAAAACUUUUCUAAUUCCUCGCUACAAUAUGAUUGAGAUGGUGUGUGUUUCGUUGUAUUUCUAGCUGCAAAUUUUCAGAAUUCCUAAUUAUCUAAA